AGCAGUGCCCUUAUUAUAACUCUCCGCCAAAUCACUGCGCAAGUUUUGUGCACGCAUUAUAGACUGCAGAAUUGCGUCGUUUGGUAGUGACACCUGUUGAAAUAAGGAGGAAGUAAUAUAGAGAUCGAAAUUCACUAGGGGUCCAAAGAGUUGCGGAGCGGCUCGUUAACAUGGACAUUCUCUCGGCAGCCUUGAGAGGGAGCACCAUCUGGUUAGAGCCCUCACUAGACGCCGUGGCGUAGGAUACUCGGGCAGCUCCCUGGCCACGAAAUAGGACGUAGCACUGCUCGCAGCUGGCUAGGUCUACGUGGAGGGCGGGGGAGACGGGCGACAGGGAUUGGCUUCGAUCUCACGCAGAGGGAGGGAACGGCCUCUGCGUAGACCCUAGUCGGCCUUGUGCGAUCCUCGUUCUCUAGUCCUUGGGAAUCUCCAUCCUCCUUACAUCUUCACCUCCCCGCCAUCAAACUCCAUUACGUCGUCCUUCAAUGAGUGACAUCCAAGCAGGUUCUUCCAAGAAGGUACCUGGAUACCCAAAACUGGAGUACCCACAGAAGAUGAGGAGGGAUGUGAGCUUUGUCUACUGCGCAGCGCAGCACAAGUAGAGGGCUUGAGAGAGACACAAGGAAUCUCACAGCCUUAAGCUUCUUCCAGUUUCAUCAAGUUUUGCCGCUGACACAAGCCCCACGUCUCCAAGUCUUGUUCAUGCCCAUGGGUUGAAAGUGUCGUUCUAGUGAAUUUGAGUUACCAGGAACGGUGCAAGGUGAGAGAGUGAGUGUCUUUCAAAGAAAGUAAAAGAGAGACAACCUUGUGAUCCUGCGUUACCUCGGAUGGUUGCAACAAUGACCACAUCACAGACACAGACAUCUGGGUCAUCAAUUGUGCCUACUUCAAGGCACAAUAGUCGCCAACAGGCAUUGCGCCCUGGUCCCUCUGAGAUUGAGUACAAGAAAGCACGCUUCCUUAUCACAGACAGGCCCACGGAUUCUUCCAUCAAGAUUUAUGUUGAGGAGCUAAGGAAGCACAAUGUGAAGGAUGUGGUGAGGGUUUGUGAGCCAACAUACAAGACAGAGGAGCUACAGAAGGAAGGGAUCUCCGUCUUGGAUCUGGAGUUUGAUGAUGGAACUUCUCCUCCUACUAAGGUAGUGGAAGAAUGGUUCCAGCUCCUGAACCGUCGGUUCCGAGAGGAGCCAGGGUCUUGUGUUGCUGUCCAUUGUGUGGCAGGGCUUGGGAGAGCUCCAGUUCUUGUAGCACUUGCUCUCAUGGAGUUAGGCAUGAAGUAUGAGGAUGCUGUUGAACUCAUCCGACAGAAGAGACGAGGGGCAAUCAAUCAGAAGCAGCUGGAGUAUUUGGAAAAAUACCGUCCCCGCUCUCGCCUUAAGCUCAAGAAUGGGCAAAAGCCAUCUUGCUCCAUUCAGUGAAGCACUCCAACAGUUUCUGAUGGUGCAGAAAGAGAAAGAGAGAGAUAUAUCAAUCCAUAAAAAGGAAAAAUCACAAAAAAAGGGAAAGGAGAGAAAAAAAAAUUGCUUGGUCUUUUUGGAGGCCCAUGUUUGCUGCCAUUGCCUUGCCAGGCCAUGCAAAAUGCACCUCACAAUUCCUUUUACCUUAACCAGGGCCUCAUUUUCGACAUAUGCAGGAUGCUGAACAAUGCCCUUUUUUCAUUUGGUUUUAUAUGUCUCAUGUGCUGUACAGCAUCCUGUACACCUCUGACUGUGGUAUUUCCAAUAAUCUCUGAUAUUGGCAUUGUUUUGGCGUUAUCCUGGUACUUGCUAUAAGUGUAAUAUUCUUUGCAAAUGUCUCUUUAACAGCAGAGAAGACUAUGCACACCACUUACUGUAACUGAAGGCCUGCUGCAACAGCCUUUGGAGGCAGGGUAGAGCUGUCCAUUGGGUGAUUAAUCCAUGGUUGGCUGCAGGCUAUCUGCUGCCAGACUGAUAAAAACUUCUGCAGUUAAAUUUAUUAUAGGACAAAAUUGAGUGUAAACAGUGGUACUGUUAAUUUCCAUAAUUUAAAUCACUGAAAAUUAAUUGCAGCCAUGGCAGCCCUGCAUGUAGUAUGUUAUGGCACCAUAAUGAGAACUCACAUGGACUUUUAUAAUAGGUCUUAAAAAAAUGUUUUCAAGUUUGAAAGCAAUCUGAGGUAUUGAACUGUAUCAUACGUGGCUCUGUGUAUACGUUGCAUAUACAGCUGACAAGGUUAGCCUAUGCAAUGAGUGGAAGUAGAAAUCUGCCCCUCCAAUGAUGAAAUGGAGCCACAAACCUUAUCCUAAAAAAUGUUCAGUCACUCUUGUACUCCUGGCACUGAAGUGUUUCCAGACUGAAUUUGGAUGAAGUAAGCUGAGAUUUUGAGUUUAAACAAUUUUGGGCAAAUGAAUUUUUAUGUGCUAUCACAUGAGCUUGGAUCAGUUUAAAAAAGGUUGUACAUUUUCAUGGUAUAAAAUGGUUGGGAAAUAACUUAUGGUUAAGGCAAAGAUAAUUCCCAAUGGACAGCUCUCAUGCAGGGAACUCCCAUUGCCUUCGUUAUUUGAAUUAAUAUUCAAGGCCUUGUGCUCUGAUUGGAGGAAAGGCAUGCAGGGGAGUAAGGUUCUAUGGUUGCACUAUUUCUUAUUCACACUUUUUCAUAAAUUCAUUCAUCAGGAUGAGAAGCAAUUCAUAUGUGUCAAAAUGAUUCUUUCAGUUGUAGUAGCAUGUUUCAUUUUCAUGUAAUGAUUUUUUUUCAAAGGGCAGGAGGAUUUUCCCUGGAAAUUGGCCUCCAACAAAUUUCCAUCAUUUGAGGAUAUAAUUUUGUUGCCAAUUGAGCCCUUGUUGAGUUUGUGACAAAAAGCCAGGGUCAUCAUAUCUUUAUCAUGUUUACUUUGACCCAUGAUGGCAAGACUCACCAAGUGCUCAAUUUGGAUGUGGUUGUCCUCACUUUUCUCAGGGAAUUUAGAUGAUACAGUGCAAGUCUAGUGCAUGCAGUUACUUAUGUAUCAGUAAUGAGUUGAGUGGGCAGCGUUUUUUCCACUCAUAUUGGCUCUCUCAUACUUUCUUAUGGAACAAUUCUCAUUUCAUUACUUUUUCUAUGGAAAGCAGCAUUGAAAUUCAUUUUUCUGAUUAUAUUGAGUAUUUUGUUGGGAAGUGACAAGAGUGUGUUGUUCCCAUGAGCUCUGCUCACUCUUCAAAAGGAGGGAUUUCUUCCAAAGCUCAUUCAGUGAGUACUUCGAGGGACUUGUUACUUUAUAGUCUUUCUGUUAUUACUUUGUCCAUCACGAUCACAGAUGCACUGUUACCUUAUGAAGGAAAUAAUUAAUGAGAAGGGACACCACGUUUUAUGUUCUCCUAGUCGAUCUAUUGGAAGUCUGUUGGAGGCCAGGAAGUAUCUCACCUUCUCUUUGCACUGAGCUGGAAAAUGAAUGAGCACUUAAGAGCCCAGCAUUGGAUGUGGAAGGUUAGGUUGGAAUACAGUGGCUUGUCUGUUUAUAUGUCUCACUGUGUCUGAUUGAGGAAUUCUGUAGUGAUGUGGCUUCCCAUCCUUCUUUCAAAUCCCCCCCCCCCCUUCCCCCAAAUAUACACUUCUUUUUUGGAAUAAAAGAAAUGG
Messenger RNA from Darwinula stevensoni, 3573 nucleotides. The record is from the annotation of a GenBank genome assembly. NCBI's taxonomy places the organism in Eukaryota, Metazoa, Arthropoda, Ostracoda, Podocopida, Darwinulidae.